AUGGCUCAAACAACACCCAUUCCGUUCUCAGAACCACCCUACCUCUCCGGCCUGCCGUCACCAUACUACACGGCCUCUCACCUCGAAUGGCAGAAGAAAUGCCGCGCCUUCAUAACAAAACACCUAACCUCUCACGCCAUGGAAUGGGAAACCGCCGAAACCGUCCCCGAACACGUCUGGCAUGACUUCUGUGCAGCCAACAUGCUACUGCCCAGCCUUCCCGCGCCUCUUCCCGUAGAAAGAUUAAAGAGCUUGGGUAUUCACGAUAUCUUGGGUUUGCCAGUAGAAGAGUUUGAUUACUUCCACAAUGCGAUUUACACGGACGAGAUGUUGAGGUCGGGGUUGGCUGGUCCUAGUGGUAGUUUGACGACGGGUAUGGCGUUUGGUGUGCCGCCGUUGUAUAAGUUUGGAAGCAAGCAGUUGCAGGAUAGAUUCUUGCCUGAUCUGUUAUCGGGAAAGAAAAGAGCUUGUAUAGCCAUCACGGAGCCUGGUGCGGGAAGUGAUGUUGCCAACAUCGAGACCACGGCUGUUAAGAGCAAGGAUGGUAAGACGUAUACGAUUAAUGGAACCAAGAAGUGGAUCACGAAUGGUAUCUGGAGCGAGUUGUCUUGCAUGGCUGUCAGGACUGGUGGAUCUGGGCCAGGCGGUCUGUCUUUGAUGGUCGUGCCCUUGAAGGGGCACAAGGGCGUUGAGAUGAGACGACUCAAGGUUAGUGGUCAGAUCAGUGCUGGCACCACAUACAUCGAGUUGGAUGAUGUAGUCGUGCCAGCAGAGAAUCUGAUUGGAGAGGAAGGUAUGGGCAUGAAGUACAUCAUGACCAACUUCAACCACGAACGCUUGACCAUCGCUAUUGGGUGUGCAAGACAAGCAAGAGUUGCUCUAAGCGCAGCAUUCGAAUACUGUCUCAAGAGAGAAGCCUUUGGCAAAUCUCUCAUGGACCAACCCGUCGUUCGUCACCGGCUCGCAAAAUGCGGCGCAGCUCUCGAAGCACAAUGGGCAUGGACAGAAAGUUUCGUCUACUCCAUGAUCAAACUACCCAAGAAAGAAGCCGAUGUCGAACUCGGUGGUCUCACAGCUGCUGCCAAAGCUCAAGCUGGUGUUGUAUUGAUGGAGUGUGCUCAAUGUGCUGUGUUGCUCUUUGGCGGCAAUGGCUUCACCAGAUCUGGCCAGGGCGAGAUUGCUGAGAAAAUGUGGAGAGAAGUUCCUGGCAACCGGAUUCCUGGUGGAAGCGAAGAUGUCUUGUUCGACUUGUCUAUCAGACAGUUGGUCAAAAACUACCAGAACAAGACGAAAAUGCUCGAGAGACCUCGUGGAUCCUCGAAGUUGUAG
This is a messenger RNA of Aureobasidium melanogenum CBS 110374, 1329 nucleotides long. RefSeq names its product acyl-CoA dehydrogenase. Bases 1 to 1329 code for a protein of 442 amino acids. The transcript is spliced from 3 exons. Gene Ontology annotation, molecular function: oxidoreductase activity, acting on the CH-CH group of donors; flavin adenine dinucleotide binding. The record is from RefSeq and is a predicted model, not a curated record. Lineage: Eukaryota; Fungi; Ascomycota; Dothideomycetes; Dothideales; Saccotheciaceae.